Molecule: messenger RNA, 891 nt
Organism: Penicillium canariense
Lineage: Eukaryota; Fungi; Ascomycota; Eurotiomycetes; Eurotiales; Aspergillaceae
Product: DUF1115 domain protein
Exons: 1
Coding region: 1-891 (296 amino acids)
Source: RefSeq, a predicted model, not a curated record
AUGGCCUCAAAAGAACUAUCCACCCUAUCAGUGGACAUUAUAGAGUCUCAAUUGUCUACAAUUGACCUUAUAAUGGCGAUGUUUCCGUCCCCCGGCGAGCUUGAAAUCCCUGAUUUCACAAUGCAGUGUAUCGAGAGGCUCCGAGAUUGGUGCCAGGAACCGACCUCCACGCCGUCUAUGAUGCCCUCAAGCAUCUCCCUCACCGUAUGCCUACCAAUCGCGAAUGGAGACAAAACCAUUCCUGUCAACAUCUCCGUGCCACUGCAAUCUGAGGGCCCAGAGUCAAUCGACCAGGCCCCGCCCCUAGGCUAUUCACUUCGACAGCCAGACUGGAUGUCUAAAGCGGAGGUCGCGCAACUUGCCGCGUCGAUGCCGAAAGAUGAUGCAUUAGAAGCAUUUGAAUACAUCCAAGCAGAAUCUGCCCGCUUUCUUGAGACCAAGCAAAGCCAGGCUGUGGCUUCAGCAGGGACGGACGCACAUACGAGCUCCCGCGGUCCAAUUGUGAGAGUCUGGUUCUAUUUCCCGUCCUUGUCGACACGGAAAAAGAGAGACGAUAUGGUCAACCACGCACCCGGGUAUUCUCUGACGGGCUUUGUGCUGGCGGGAAAGCCAGGCGUAUUAUGCCUCGAAGGCGCUUCGCCCGAUAUCGACGCUUAUAUGAGCUUCAUCAAGACACAUUCGUGGGGCGACAUCCCCAGUCACCAGAAAAAAGUCAGCGAAAGGUUCCGAGAGACGGAGGGUAUUAAGAGAGUGUUUGCAAGGAUGGAAGAGAUUACGGACUCGCUGGGGGAACGAGGUGGGCAGCGGGCCAAUCGAGGUGAUAUGCAAGCACUAGAGGCAUGGUUAGGGAGUAAAGGGCUGCAAGAGGCAUUUGAAAAGGUGAUCUUUUAG